Molecule: messenger RNA, 1623 nt
Organism: Trichoplax adhaerens
Lineage: Eukaryota; Metazoa; Placozoa; Uniplacotomia; Trichoplacea; Trichoplacidae
Exons: 14
Cellular component (GO): cytoskeleton
Source: RefSeq, a predicted model, not a curated record
GUCAAAUUGGGAAGAACUAGAAAAUGCUGGUGCCAAGUCACUGAAAAUACCUUCUUCUACUUCAAAAAUCAAGGAGAUAAGAUCCCGUUGGGAAUAAUACCUUUGAAAGGCGCGAGCGUGCAUGAUAUUGAACGAGAAUCGGAAUCGGAUAUUGAAUGUAACGAUGAGCAAAUGGGUGGAAUCGCGAGUAAUUUUACAAUUGCUAUCGAUCCUGUCGAUCAACCGUCGACCUAUAUAUUAGUUCAGGGAGAUAAAAAAGAAAAGGAUAACUGGUUAUAUCACAUCGCUCUAGCUACCGGCAAUAUAGAAGAGUACAUUGGUAGCGAAUACGAGAAGCUAAUGCUUAGAAGUCUAACAUCCAAUUUAGAUUUCGGCUUAUGGAAACAUCCUAUAAUGUGCCAUACCAAAGAACCUAUUAGGAAACCAUUGACAACUUUACCCUCUGAGCCCCUUCAAAAGGAAGCAAUGCUACUUUUUAAGUCGCUUCAGUUAUACACCAGCGCUGAAAUAGUCCAUAAUGCCAUUGGCUAUCAUGUUUCCCUAAUACAAAAUACACUCAAAUCUUGCUGGAAACAAAAACAACUACAAAACGAGUUUUUCUGUCAGCUAAUUAAGCAAACAUCCAAUCUUCCAAAUGAAGAUCCACCCUAUGUUGUAAUUCAGUACUGGCAAUUUCUAUUCUUUGCAGUAGCACUUUUCCCACCAAAAGAUAAAAUUUUACAAUUUCUUCAGCUACAUUUGUAUAGAAGUGCUGAUGAAACUUCGAAUUCAGGUCGUUGUGCGAUUUACUGUCAAUACAUAUUAAAUCGUGCUCUAGAAAAUGGAAGUAGGCACUGUUUUCCUUCGAAAGUCGAAAUUACUGCUGUUCUCAUGCAAGGUAUGCAAGAUAAUCAAGAGCCUAUAUCUCUGUCAAUACACUUAACCAAUGGAUUGAAACAGGAUGUACAUUUUGAUAGCUGUUCAACAAUCGCAGAAGUUACGGAACGACUCGCGACGGAGAUUGGUAUCAGGAAGCCAUACUUAAGUGGGUUUGCUUUAUAUUGCGAUAAUCCUUGGAAGACAAAUGAUAUGGAAUACUACUUACAGCCAUCUUUAAAGAUUUGCGAUGUGAUGUCAAAAUGGGAGCAAACUUAUAGAGAAGGGCAUUCUGGAAAGUUAGAUACAUCCCAUGUGAUAAAGUUUCACUUUAAAAAUAGGUACUAUCUUAAAAGCCUGGUUAAAGAUGAAACUGAGAUGGAAAGAUUACUGUUGAUUUAUCAAGUUAGUAGCGAAGUUUGUAAUGGAAAAUUUCGCGUUAAUAAAGAUUUAGCCUUGGAAUUAGCAGCAUUAAUGGCUCAGAUCGAAUUUGGAGAUUAUAAACAGACAUCUGACAGUAAUUUAAAAAUGAUAACUUAUAAUCAACAGCAACUGUUAGAGGUCUUGGAUAGAUUCUAUCCAAAACAAUUCAAAGCAAUUUCUGUUGAUGAAAUGAAGAUACUGUCUCGUCAACUAGCUGAAAAGUGGUCAACCUUAUGUAAUCGGACAAAAAAAGACUGCAUCAAAAUUUAUAUUACUGUAGUGAGAAGAUGGCCCCAUUUUGGUAGUAAAAUUUAUAGAGUCAAGGUAAGUAAGAUUAUAUCUUGA